Alosa sapidissima (American shad) is the source of this 1410-nucleotide messenger RNA. RefSeq names its product actin related protein 2/3 complex, subunit 4 (gene arpc4). Gene Ontology annotation, cellular component: actin cytoskeleton; Arp2/3 protein complex. The coding region runs from base 18 to 620 and encodes 200 amino acids. Gene Ontology annotation, molecular function: actin filament binding. Lineage: Eukaryota; Metazoa; Chordata; Actinopteri; Clupeiformes; Clupeidae. The record is from RefSeq and is a predicted model, not a curated record. Gene Ontology annotation, biological process: actin filament polymerization; Arp2/3 complex-mediated actin nucleation. The transcript has 6 exons.
AGGUGAGGGCUAAUGGUAUGUUCUCAGCGUUCCUUUUCACGGAAGUUCCAAAAGCGUCCAUAGACAGCUUCUGGUGUACUUCCGCCCUCGGAUUUUUCAGUGAAAACAGAGAAAUGACGGCGACACUGCGUCCGUACUUGAAUGCGGUGCGUGCUACACUUCAGGCCGCCCUAUGUUUAGAGAAUUUCUCCUCUCAGGUAGUUGAACGUCACAACAAGCCUGAAGUGGAGGUUCGGAGCAGCAAAGAGUUGCUUUUGCAGCCUGUCAUCAUCAGCAGAAAUGACAAAGAGAAGGUUUUGAUAGAGGGCUCCAUCAACUCUGUGCGUGUCAGCAUCGCUGUUAAACAGGCUGAUGAGAUCGAGAAAAUCCUCUGCCAUAAGUUCAUGCGCUUCAUGAUGAUGAGAGCAGAGAACUUCUUCAUCCUGCGGAGAAAGCCUGUGGAGGGCUAUGACAUUAGCUUUCUCAUCACAAACUUCCACACGGAACAGAUGUACAAGCACAAACUGGUGGACUUCGUCAUCCACUUCAUGGAGGAGAUUGACAAGGAGAUCAGCGAGAUGAAGCUGUCAGUCAACGCCCGUGCUCGCAUCGUCGCCGAGGAAUUCCUCAAGAAUUUCUAAGAAACAAUAGUGUCUGCAGUCUGCGCACUGGCCAUGUGACGCCCAACACCAGGGUGACUAAGGGAGACACAAGGUGCCUCUGAGACAGCAAUGCUACUCUACAAAACGACAGACUUGCCAACCAUGGAGCGGUAGAUCGACUCCAACCCUGUUUGAGUAGCAUCAGCAUGCAGUUGCACUGUCCACAGUAGCAAAUAAGAGCCAUAACUAAUCCUUUAGUCCCACACUUGACUCAACCAUCUCUGCUCAGUCCCCAGCUCAAGGCUUGUCUGUCAAACCAGUUCAGCACUGUGAUAAUGGCCAGUGUACCACAGUUUUUACGAACAGUUAUCAUGUGUAACAGAAUGUCAUUCAUCCACAUUGUUGUGAUCUCCCUCUCUUGCCACCAAUUUAGACGUCUGACGCCACUAAAGGGUCAAGGUACACACAAGACCAGAUUUGUUCCUGUCAUUCUAAUGGAUGUUCUUCUGUUUUAUAUAAAAUAUAAUAUAUGCAUGUGUACUACAGUGUUCCUUAGUUUAUUUUGUUAUGAAAAUAUGUCACCAUAUCAGGAAAGGAGGUCUAUGUGGAAUAAGUUUAAAAUAAGGCAAAUGUUGUGUGUGUGUGUGUGUGUGUGUGUGAGAGAGUAAAACUGAGGUGAAAUACCUUAGGCUUCUGCGCUUGUGAUGCACUCAGAUGUAGACUGGACAUUCCAAAAUUCAGAAGCUAUUAACACCCCGUGCUUUCUAAUGUAAUUCAUUUUUCAUCGUUUUCUACUUUAUGCAAUAAAUGUUUAUGCACAGUGACCAAA